AACUCUAACCCACCGUUUUUUGGCGGUGGGUCAGCGGAUCACCACCUCCCCGAUCACGAUCUCCAUAGUCGAUGAUCGAUGUGGAGAUCAAUGGACGGAUUUGGAUGGGCCGCCUCCGAUCGCUCACCACCUGUCCAAACCGACCUAGUUGGCAUUUCAGACACUCUGUUUGUGUUUUUGCUUUCAAUUCAAAAUUGUAUGGUUUUCUAAACUUAAAAAAAAAAAAUUUUGGAUCUACAACUAAGAAAAAAAAACGAAAGACAUGGCGUUGUGCUUCCGUAACAUUAAGCGCCACAUGUGCAUGCUGAUGCGUCAGAAUUUCGCCAAGAGUUGCGAGAACAAGCUAAACGACCAGAUCAACAUGGAGCUGAAGGCUUGCCACCAGUACUUGGCCAUGGCCUACCAUUUCGAUCGUUCGGAUAUCAGUUCGCCGGGAUUGCACAAGUUCUUCCUGCAGUCGAGCGCGGAGGAGCGGGAGCACGCGGAGAAGAUUAUGAAGUACAUGAACAAGCGGGGUGGUCUUAUUGUUUUGAGCAGUGUACCCGAGCCGUUGCCCUGUUUUGCCAGCAGUCUCGAUGCCCUAAAGCAGGCCCUCAAAAUGGAGCUGGAGGUCAAUCAGCAUCUGCUGGAUUUGCAUACCCUGGCUGGUGAGGAGUCGGACCCGAAUCUGUGCGACUUUAUCGAGGCGAACUUCUUGCAGGAGCAGGUCGACGGACAGAAGAUCCUGGCGGACUACAUCUGUCAAUUGGAAAAGGCUCAGAGCGAUGUGGGUGACUAUCUGUUCGACAAGUAUAUGGGUGUUGGGAUGCAUGCCGACAAAUGAACCACUCGAAAUGGACCACCAUCGAAGAAAUUUGUACAAUUAAAUGCCUCAACCAUGUGUAUUGAAUAAAGAAUUGGUUGAACCCCAAA
Messenger RNA from Drosophila elegans, 912 nucleotides. It is a transcript of the gene Fer3HCH, whose product is annotated as soma ferritin. Gene Ontology annotation, biological process: intracellular iron ion homeostasis; iron ion transport. Gene Ontology annotation, molecular function: ferric iron binding; ferrous iron binding. The coding region runs from base 263 to 823 and encodes 186 amino acids. The transcript is spliced from 2 exons. Lineage: Eukaryota; Metazoa; Arthropoda; Insecta; Diptera; Drosophilidae. The record is from RefSeq and is a predicted model, not a curated record. Gene Ontology annotation, cellular component: cytoplasm.